ACUUGAAAAGCCUUCUCCUUUAUCCACUCGUUCGCCGGCCAAAAACCUUCCUAAAACCUCACUUACAGUCUCUGGUGAGAUCUUACCGGAGAGAUUAAAUGUCGUCUUCCAGAAUUUUCCUAGUUGGAAAUUCCAUUUUCCGUCCCCACAAACCUUCCUUUCCUCUCUCUUUCAAUCGCUUCCCCUGUGUAUCUCUCCGCUUCAGAUGCUUCUCCAGUGACGCCGCCACCGCAGUAACAACCACCGUGGAUUCGGAUUCGCCGUCUCUUGCUCCUCAUCCAUGGCCAGAGUGGAUAACUUUCGUCGAUCGUUUAAAGACGAAAGGAUAUUUCACCAAAGACACUGAAGAUGAUACGGUUUAUCAGGAAAUGAAUCUAGUUAAAGAUGCUUGCCUCAGCUUCGCUCGUGAUCGUUACGACGUUCUCAGAUCUUUAUCAUCAGGAGAUGUACAAGCUCUUGUGGAGCGUGGAUGCCCUAAUCUCUUUAGAAAAACCGUGAAUUCAUCCAAAAGGAUUCGAGCUCAUGUUCGAUUAAACGAAGGAGAUGUUUGUGGUUCUUGUGAUCUUCGUAGCUCGUGUGAUAGAGCUUAUGUGAUACUUAAGGAUACAGAAGCUGAUGCUCGAACCGUUGAUGUUAUGCGUUUACUAUUGUUCAAUGCGCUUGAUUCGAUUGUUAUCUCUCGAGGUGAAAUUCCACCUGGUAAAGAACUUGUUCAUGAGUCUGCAAGAAGACUUCUUUUAGAGUUGGUUGAGUUCAGUGAGAAGCCUUUAAGCCCUGCCUUGCCAAAACCUUCUUCUAAGGAAUCUUUGCCUCCCAAGGAGAGGGUUUUUAAAUCGAGGAAUGAUGAUGAGCCUUCUCAGCGUGUGGCUUUUAAAUCGAGGAAUGAUGAGCCUUCUCAACGUGUGGCUUUUAGAUCGAGGAACGAUGAACCUUCUCAACGUGAUCGACCUCUUUACAGUGCAGAUUGGGCUUGUCCCAAAUGCGACUUUGUAAACUUUGCCAGAAAUGAAAGAUGCCGAGAGUGCAAUGAAGUCGCUGACAGACGACCUGUUGCUGCUGUUGUCAAGGAAGGUGACUGGCUAUGUCCUGAGUGCAGUUUCUUAAACUUUACAAGAAACCAGAGCUGUCUGAAAUGCAAAGCAAAGGGACCAAAGAAAACAUCAAUGGUGAAUGUUGUUGAAAUGAAAAAAGGAGACUGGAACUGCACUGGGUGUGGAUAUAUGAACUUUGCUAGCAACAAACAGUGUCGACAGUGCCGAGAACAACGUCACAAGACGCUAGCUGAGCCUGGAGAUUGGGAAUGCCCCUCAUGCGACUUUGUGAACUUUAGGAGAAACGAUGUUUGCAAGAAAUGCGAGUGCAAACGACCUAGCGAAUCCAAUAACGAUCAAGAAGACCAUACAUGGAAACGACCUGCCUUAGUGUAACUUAUGCUUUUGUACUUUCAAGAUU
Messenger RNA from Arabidopsis arenosa, 1452 nucleotides. The record is from the annotation of a GenBank genome assembly. NCBI's taxonomy places the organism in Eukaryota, Viridiplantae, Streptophyta, Magnoliopsida, Brassicales, Brassicaceae.